AGGUGACACUAUCAGUGGGUUCUGAGUUGUUCGAACAGUAAAGGUGUUGUGUGUUGCUAGGUAUUUGUAAAUAAAUACAUUAAUAGAUUUUUAUGUGGCACAGUUAAAAACAUUUGUUUAGUGUUGCGGUUUCGGACUAAUUAGUGUACAUAAACAUAUACUUGGUGUUAGAAGUUUUAAAAUUCCAGUUGUACCGAGCAUGGUGUCAUAUUACAGUCCGGCAGCUAUGUAUCGUCACCAGCAACAGAUUUCUGCACCUAAUGGACAUUUCCAGGCGAAUUCCCCAAUGCAUUCAUGGUACGCGGGUUAUCACCAAAGCCCCCAAAUAGGCACGGCUCCCCCAACGUCCUACUGUGUCCAAGAGGAACAGCAAAUGUGGCAUCAUCAUCCGGCUCAUCCGCACAGUGUUUUCCAGCAUGAUUUCCAAGAUUUCGUACAUAGCGGAAUACCGCCAUUGCAACAUCCACAACACCAGGUCGAUCCGGAAAGUCAGCUUCCUUCUCCUCCGAUAACCGUUUCGGGGAGUGAUAUGUCUAGUCCCGGAGCACAAAGCGGGAAUAUCUCACCUCACCAGAACCACAGCCAAAACACCAGACCGCCACCAGCAAGAAGUCCGUACGAGUGGAUCAAAAAGACUUCUUACCAGUCCCAACCAAACCCUGGAAAGACAAGAACCAAGGAUAAAUACCGAGUUGUGUACACGGAUCAUCAAAGAAUUGAAUUAGAAAAGGAAUUCACUUUCAACAACAAAUAUAUCACAAUAAGACGGAAAUCGGAACUAGCCUCAAAUUUGGGUUUAUCUGAAAGGCAAAUUAAAAUAUGGUUCCAAAACAGAAGAGCGAAAGAACGUAAACAGAACAAGAAGCGUGUAGAAGAAAAGAAUCAAAUAGAUAUAGUAAACAGUUCGCCAUACCAGCAAAACAUCAUGAAUCAGCACCAACAAAUCCAGCAUUUAGAUUUGCAAAACCAACAGACCAUUCUGCCCAAUAUUGUACCUCCUUCCUCCGUAGUUAUGCAGAGAUUUAUGGAAAACAAUGCUAUGAAAUUAGAAAACAGUGAGAAUGAACAAUUAGGUUAAGUACAUCCAUUUUUUAACAUCUUAUAGAUCUGUUUUAUCUAUAAAUGUAUGACAGCACCCGAUGACAAGAAAUGAAAUAUUUUAUUGGAUUUGAUUUAUUCAUUUAAUUUUUAUCGAAAAUUAAAAUGUUAUUUCGAUUUCUACCAAUGGGUGUUUGUCCCCGUCCGAUUUUCAAGUGCAAUUUUUUUCAUUAGUGCAAUUUUAAACUCUGAAAGAGAAUUAUACUAGUUUGUUUAUUAAGUUAUACUAUAUAAUAAUUAUAUGUGUGAUUCGAUAUAAUUAGAUUCUUUAAGUUCUCAUGUGUGUACGUCUGUAAAUGGUAUAAUUUAACUUUUUCCAGUACUUUUAUGCUGGAACAAUUUCAGUGAUAUAAAUUGACAAAAUUAUAGUUUGUCUUAUUUAAGUUAUAAGUAAAGUAUAUAAUAGUUCCUCUACAAUAAUAAAUA
Messenger RNA from Anoplophora glabripennis (Asian longhorned beetle), 1524 nucleotides. RefSeq names its product homeobox protein CHOX-CAD (gene Cad). The record is from RefSeq and is a predicted model, not a curated record. The transcript has 2 exons. Gene Ontology annotation, molecular function: RNA polymerase II transcription regulatory region sequence-specific DNA binding; DNA-binding transcription factor activity, RNA polymerase II-specific. Gene Ontology annotation, cellular component: nucleus. NCBI's taxonomy places the organism in Eukaryota, Metazoa, Arthropoda, Insecta, Coleoptera, Cerambycidae. Bases 200 to 1078 code for a protein of 292 amino acids. Gene Ontology annotation, biological process: regulation of transcription by RNA polymerase II; embryo development; cell differentiation.